Messenger RNA from Arthroderma uncinatum, 1278 nucleotides. RefSeq lists its product as uncharacterized. The transcript has 9 exons. The record is from RefSeq and is a predicted model, not a curated record. Lineage: Eukaryota; Fungi; Ascomycota; Eurotiomycetes; Onygenales; Arthrodermataceae. Gene Ontology annotation, molecular function: monooxygenase activity; iron ion binding; oxidoreductase activity, acting on paired donors, with incorporation or reduction of molecular oxygen. Bases 1 to 1278 code for a protein of 425 amino acids.
AUGUUCGUCUCUCGCCCUGUUACCAUCGGCUCGAGGGCCUCCAUCCGACUGACCAGGACGGCAUUCAGGUCCAUAGCCACUGCUCCCAGUUUCCCCUUCUCACGUCCUCGCGGCGCUGAGCCCCCGGCAGAGUACGCCAAACUGCGAGAAACCGACCCGGUAUCCAAGGUCAAGCUCUGGGAUGGCAGCCAGGCAUGGCUUGUGGUCAAGCACAAGGAUAUCUGCAGCGUCUUGACGGACCAGCGGCUUUCCAAGCAACGCAACCGUCCUGGCUUCCCUGAGCUUGACCCGGGCGGCAAGGAGGCAGCGAAGAGGAAGCCAACGUUUGUCGACAUGGAUCCGCCAGAGCAUAUGCAGCAGAGGAGCAUGGUUGAGCCCCUGUUCACCCGCGACCAGAUUGAUGCCAUGCGGCCACACAUCCAAAAGACGGUCGAUACCUUGCUUGCGGAUAUGAUCAAGGGCGGCGGCAAGACUGCAGUCGACAUUGUCGAGAAGCUCGCAUUGCCGACUGCAUCAUACAUCAUCUAUGGCAUCCUCGGUGUUCCAUUCGCGGACCUCGAGUAUCUAACUCAACAAGCAGCUAUCCGUAGCAAUGGCAGUGCCACUGCGACCGCAGCCUCCAUGGCAAACCAGGAACUGCUUAACUACAUUGGCAAGCUAGUUGACCAGAGAGUCGCCGAGCCAAAGAGCGACCUCAUCAGCAAACUCGUUGUAGAACAGCUCAAUCCAGGCCAUAUCCAGAGGGAUGAUGCUAUCCAGAUGGCGUUCUUGAUGCUUGUGGCUGGAAACGCCACGAUGGUAAACAUGAUCAACCUGGGCAUCGUGACUCUCUUUGAGAACCCGUCCCAGCUGGCGGACCUCAAGAAAGACCCGUCCCUCGCACCGCAAUUCGUGGAAGAACUUUGCCGCUUCCAUACGGCAUCCGCCAUGGCAACUCGCCGUGUUGCGAAAGUUGAUAUCGAACUCGGUGGCAAGACCAUUAAAGCCGGUGAGGGUAUAAUCGCCGCCACGCAGUCAGGUAACCGUGACGCCGACAUCUUCCCCAACCCGGACACUUUCGACAUGUACCGCAAGCGUGGUGCAGAGUCAGCCCUUGGCUAUGGGUACGGCGAGCAUCGCUGUGUUGCCGAAUGGUUGGCUCGCGCCGAGCUUGAAAUCGUCUUCUCUACCUUGUUCCAGCGUCUUCCGGAUCUGAAACUGGCCGUCCCGCUCGACCAGAUAAAGUACUCUGACCCAUCCAAGGAUGUUGGAAUCACCGAGCUUCCCGUUACUUGGUAG